AUGCUUUCCAUUUUAAAACGUUUUGCUGUCAUAAUCCCUGCCUUGCACAUAGUACAUGCGUAUUGCGUCUAUAAUCGGUUGACCAACUCAACAUCUCGUCCUUCAUUUCUCAAUGUAGUUAAAUCAGGAAAGGGAGUGUUGUUUACUGGUAGGUUUAGAGCCACAAUAGUUGGGUAUGACUCUCGUGCGUGUUUCCCUUACACAGACAUAACUUGUAAUCGGUUUGGUUCACUUGUAGAGCCUAUUAUUCUUGAGGUUGAGCCAUCCUUUGAUGGAACUCUAACUGAUACAGCACGCUUAGCAAAGUGUGAUGCUGGAGGAGCCCUUAUAAUGUAUGGAUCUACAAAUGAAAAUCUUUAUGGCGAAUGUGUUAGUCGCAAUGGAACAGUAGCUCGGGUUAACCUCAUUUAA
Molecule: messenger RNA, 411 nt
Organism: Mucor mucedo
Lineage: Eukaryota; Fungi; Mucoromycota; Mucoromycetes; Mucorales; Mucoraceae
Exons: 3
Coding region: 1-411 (136 amino acids)
Source: RefSeq, a predicted model, not a curated record